Molecule: messenger RNA, 970 nt
Organism: Oncorhynchus nerka (sockeye salmon)
Lineage: Eukaryota; Metazoa; Chordata; Actinopteri; Salmoniformes; Salmonidae
Gene: gstp1.2
Product: glutathione S-transferase pi 1.2
Exons: 7
Coding region: 112-738 (208 amino acids)
Biological process (GO): glutathione metabolic process
Cellular component (GO): cytosol
Molecular function (GO): glutathione transferase activity
Source: RefSeq, a predicted model, not a curated record
AGCAACUUUUAGCAACAAAUCAACCUGCCUCUAGCAACUUACCCUCAAAAUUAGUUGGCAGCACUGGUUCCAUAGUUACUGUCAGGGCCACUACGACUCUUACAGCAUAAAAUGGGUCCCUACACAAUCACCUACUUUGGAGUCCGAGGGCGCUGUGGCGCUAUGAGAAUCAUGAUGGCCGACCAGGGACAGGAAUGGAAGGAGAUCGUGGUGGACUUUGCGGACUGGAUGAAGGGAGAUCUGAAAGCCACUUGUGUAUUUGGUCAGUUGCCCAAGUUAGAAGAUGGAGGAUUUGCCCUGUACCAGUCAAAUGCCAUUCUGAGGCACUUGGGCCGCAAUCAUGAUGCCUAUGGAAAAGAUGACAAGGAGGCUGCCCUCAUUGACAUGAUGUGUGAUGGCGUUGAGGACCUUCGUCUUAAAUACGUAAAAAUGAUUUACCAGGAAUACGAUACUGGUAAAGACGUAUACAUCAAAGACCUUCCUAACCACCUUGACAAGUUUGAAGCUGUGAUGGCCAAAAACAAGACUGGUUUUCUUGUUGGCGACAAGCCUUCCUUUGCUGACUAUAGUCUGUUUGAAGUCCUUCUCAACCACCUGGUGCUCUGCUCCAGUUGCCUGGAUACCUUCCCCUCCCUGAAGAGUUUUGUCGAGAAGAUGUCUGCCCGUCCCAAAAUCAAGACCUUCCUAGACUCUGAAGCCUACAAGAAACUGCCGAUUAACGGCAAUGGCAAACAGUGAAUUCUGCUGAACAAAGGAGGCUAAAUUCCACCCCUUAUACUGUAACCUGAAUGGUCAUGGAUAAUAGCCAUUUUUUUGUGUCCAACUUACACAUUAGCCUACAAUAAGCUUGUAGUUAACUUUAUGUACAAUUGUUAGAUACUAAUGACUUUUGUUUGACAUGAUGAAUUGUAAUUGUCAUUCAUCUGUUCAAAAAAUAAAGGGCUUUUUGAAAAGCACUUUUGAACUUAAA